Molecule: messenger RNA, 1499 nt
Organism: Drosophila ananassae
Lineage: Eukaryota; Metazoa; Arthropoda; Insecta; Diptera; Drosophilidae
Product: box C/D snoRNA protein 1
Exons: 3
Coding region: 166-1128 (320 amino acids)
Biological process (GO): box C/D snoRNP assembly; snoRNA localization; maturation of LSU-rRNA from tricistronic rRNA transcript (SSU-rRNA, 5.8S rRNA, LSU-rRNA)
Cellular component (GO): nucleus; pre-snoRNP complex
Source: RefSeq, a predicted model, not a curated record
AUGAAGCGAUCGGCUGGCUCUCCCCGCUCACUGGCGAGCGGUAUCUGGGAUGGGGGACGCCAAACAACAACAACAAACAACUAGAAGCUGGUCCAACCCAGCUGACAACUAUCGAUGAUCUCCCAUCUCUAAACCACGCUAAGAUUGAAAAUCAAAACAAACACCAUGCGUCUGGGUAUUUGCGAGGUGUGUGCCGCCAAGGAGGCUCUCUACGCCUGCCCCAAAUGCGAGGUGAAGACCUGUAGCCUGGCCUGCGUACUGAUCCAUAAAAAGGAGCUAAAGUGCGAUGGCCGGAGGGAUCGGACCAAGUUUGUGCCGCUCAGCGAGAUGACCGCCCGCGAGUUCAUGAGCGACUACUGCUUCCUGGAGGAAGCUACACGCUACACGGAGAACCGUAAGACGGACAAGUGCAAGGGCUAUACCCAUGAAAACAAAAAUUUGCCCCAGACCCUGCAUCGACUGCGAACCGCCGCCACUAAGCGCAACAUCCACUUGCGCCUGCUGCUCCCCAACUUCAGCAGACGGAGGCAGAACACCACAUACCUGGACUGGAAGCGGAAGCAUCUCUACUGGCGGGUCGAGUGGCUGUUUGUCAACACAGCUCCGGUUGAGGAGGGCAAGACCAUUAGUUUCGUGGACGCCCGCUGCGAUGAGACGCACACUCUGGCGGCUCUGGCUCUGAAGUAUGUGGAUCUGGAGGAGGAGACGGCUCGGGAUCGGCGGAAACAACUAUUCCAUCAUCAGACAGCGGGCAUUGGUCAGCUAAGCUUUUGGCUGCGGGCCGAGGGAGUGCGGAACAGCAGCAGGCGGUGCUAUCUCCUGGAGGCGAAUAAGACUCUGGGGGAGAAUCUGACAGGGAAGACGAUCGUGGAGUUUCCCACGAUAUUUGUUAACUACGAGCAGAGGCCUCCAACGGGCUAUCAACAGAUUGAAAGUGAUGAAGAAAUGGAGGAGGAGGAGGAGGAGGAUCUGGAGGCGCCAAAGACCAGCAAAGUAGAACCAUCAGAGUCUGAGGAAACAACAGAAGAAAUACCUGACAGCGAACUGAAUCACAUUCUCCAGGAACUGGCAGCAUCUCUGGCCAAUCCAGAAGACCCGCCAAUGGACACUGAAUCGGAUACGGAAUAGCUCCAUCAGACUCUUAGAAAUUAUGCUAUAAAGUAGAAGAAUAACCUCCCAAAAACACACACUAUUUUUAAUAUUUUUACAUAAAUGUUGUGUAUUUUUUCAGACGCAUUGAAUUUAGUUUUUAAAUAUAUAUAUAUAUAUUUUUUUUUAGACUAAUUAAACGUUAAGAAUUCAUACCACACUUUUGUUUCGCUCUAGUUCCGCUCUACUCAUUAUCAUGUCUGUCCCUUUGUGUUUAUUUUUUAAUUAUAUAUAUAAUGUGUAAGUGGGGGGGGAAAUCGUGUUACAGAUCUGGGGUUUUAUCUUAGAUUUGUGUACAAUUUCUUGUGUGGUCUGAUUUGAAACGACUUGCACAGCAAUAUUAUAUUUUU